Messenger RNA from Acanthisitta chloris (rifleman), 683 nucleotides. It is a transcript of the gene SPCS2, whose product is annotated as signal peptidase complex subunit 2 homolog (S. cerevisiae). The record is from RefSeq and is a predicted model, not a curated record. Lineage: Eukaryota; Metazoa; Chordata; Aves; Passeriformes; Acanthisittidae. Gene Ontology annotation, cellular component: signal peptidase complex; membrane. The annotation marks the transcript as partial. The transcript has 5 exons. Gene Ontology annotation, biological process: protein targeting to ER.
AAGUUCCUUUCCAGUGUCAACUGAGAGCUCGGUCAGGGAUUUUGAAGAGAUGGAAGAUUGAUGACAAACCAGUAAAGAUUGACAAAUGGGAUGGUUCUGCUGUGAAAAAUUCCUUGGAUGAUUCUGCCAAAAAGGUUCUCCUGGAAAAGUAUAAAUAUGUGGAAAAUUUCCAUUUGAUCGACGGUCGCCUCAUCAUCUGCACAAUCUCCUGUCUCUUCGCCAUUGUGGCUUUGAUCUGGGAUUACCUGCACCCUUUUCCUGAAUCCAAACCCGUCCUUGCCUUCUGUGUUGUAUCGUAUUUUGUGAUGAUGGGAAUCCUGACCAUCUAUACCUCAUACAAAGAGAAGAGCAUUUUCCUCGUGGCUCACAGGAAAGACCCUGCAGGGAUGGACCCCGAUGACGUCUGGCAGCUGUCCUCCAGUCUCAAACGGUUUGAUGACAAGUACACCCUGAAGCUGACGUUCAUCAGUGGCAAAACCAAACAGCAGAGGGAGGCCGAGUUCACCAAAUCCAUUGCCAAAUUCUUCGACAACAACGGGACCUUAGUCAUGGAGGCCUACGAGCCAGAGGUGUCCAAGCUGCACGACAGCCUGGCCCUGGAGAGGAAAACAAAAUGAUUGCUGACACCUCCUGCCUCCUGGAAUGUGCUGAAUUAACACCAAUAAAGUCAAAUGGCAAAGAAA